Messenger RNA from Xylaria bambusicola, 240 nucleotides. RefSeq lists its product as uncharacterized. The record is from RefSeq and is a predicted model, not a curated record. The transcript has 2 exons. The coding region runs from base 1 to 240 and encodes 79 amino acids. NCBI's taxonomy places the organism in Eukaryota, Fungi, Ascomycota, Sordariomycetes, Xylariales, Xylariaceae.
AUGUCGGCAGACGGUCACGGACUCCCGGAUAGCGCGAUAAUGGGUGCUCACGACAUUAUCCAUCACGCAGAGCAAGAAGAACACGAGCACGAAGCCGCCUCGAAGCGUGGACUGCCAGACAGCGCCGUCGAGGCCGAGCACGACUUCAUGCAGCAUGCGGAGGACGACCUGGCCCGGCUCGAGAAGAAAGGUGGCGGCCUGAAGAAGAAACUUGAGAAGUUGAUGCCAGGGAAACAUUGA